Molecule: messenger RNA, 1204 nt
Organism: Paecilomyces variotii
Lineage: Eukaryota; Fungi; Ascomycota; Eurotiomycetes; Eurotiales; Thermoascaceae
Product: DUF962 domain protein
Exons: 4
Coding region: 233-814 (193 amino acids)
Biological process (GO): sphingoid catabolic process
Cellular component (GO): endoplasmic reticulum
Source: RefSeq, a predicted model, not a curated record
CUCGGCUCGCCCAUGUUCCCCAUCUAUUCACAUGGUGACAUGAUUAACCCCAAACAAUUACGUUGAUCGCUAGUCUUCUCCCUGUGCCAGACCUAUUUCUCCACCUCCAUCUCGCGUGUCUGCUUUCUGGAAUAACUUUAUCAGACGCAUCCGAAUAUACUAUCUUGUCUUAUCUUGGCUUCAAGAUAGACUUAGUGGUCUCUAAUAGUUGCAUACAAAACAAUCCAACACCAUGCCUCUAAACUUGGAGAAACAACUUCUUUUUUAUGGUGCCUACCAUCACAAUCCAGUCAAUGUCGGGAUUCAUAUGACAUUCGUCCCCAUUCUCCUAGCGACAGGCUUCCUUCUGGCUACGAACACACCUACCUUGUUUACCCUUCCUAAUGCGCUGCAGUACAAGUAUCUCCCUCCCAAUCUCGGAACGAUCGGUGGUUUCGUCUACUCGUUCAUAUAUAUCUUAUUGGAACCUGUGGCCGGAGCUCUCAUCGCGCCGGGGAUCAUCGGGACAACGGCAUUUGUGAACUACCUGACCAUGACUUAUGGUAUGACUGCAACUUAUUGGGCAGCCGCUGUUCACGUCGUGUCAUGGCUGGUCCAGUUCAUCGGCCACGGCGUUUUUGAAAAGAGGGCACCCGCCCUGCUGGACAAUUUGAUCCAAGCCUUCCUGCUCGCUCCGCUCUUUGUCUGGAUGGAGAUCUUGUUUGCCCUAGGAUACCGUCCGGAGCUGAAGUCGAGGCUCGACACGGCUGUGGAAAAGGAGAUUGCUCGUUUUAAACAGCAGAAUGGUUCUGCGAAAGCGGCGAACGCAAAAUAAAUAUACCAGCCGCUGUUUUCGCAGGAAUCGUCAAAGACGUAUCAUGGUGUGUCCGAUCUGUAUCACGAGGAAGACCAGGUCUCACGCGCAGCAAAAUCUGAUUUUAUGCCGCUUUGUAGCAUUGGCACAUCAUUGAGCAUGGGAGUCGACGCAUGGUAAAAACUGUUCUCUCCGCUCUUUAGCAAUAACGAUCGUUCGGCGUUGGGUUUCCAUGCGACGUUUCGCUCCUUCAUUCCCAGCCGCGGGUGUCGACGAGGAACUUGGGACCCGACUGGGUGACUAAGCAAGCUACCGCUUUGCAGGUCAGUCUUUUUCGGCUUGCUACACUACUAUCUAAUCAUCGAGUGAGCAAAGACGCUGUUACGAAUAAUGAAAUCAAACAAUUUGAAA